Messenger RNA from Pestalotiopsis fici W106-1, 1362 nucleotides. RefSeq lists its product as uncharacterized. Lineage: Eukaryota; Fungi; Ascomycota; Sordariomycetes; Amphisphaeriales; Sporocadaceae. The record is from RefSeq and is a predicted model, not a curated record. The transcript is spliced from 2 exons. The coding region runs from base 1 to 1362 and encodes 453 amino acids.
AUGUUUGUGGCUCGCGACCAAGAAAAUCUCGUAGCCCGCCAUCAGACUGGGGCUGCUCUGAAGCAGCAACAGAAUAAUCAAGUCGGCGCUCGAUACCCAAAGACACCCAUCAAGAUUCCACUCAAUGAUGAGAAUGGCGGUCACUUGAAGGGUGCUAAGAGCAUCCUUGGCAACCGCACCAAAGGCAACGAGAAUGCAGCAAGCUCCAAGGGCUUGAAAGGCCUCGACAAGUCGAAUUUUGUCACUCCUAUGCAACCACGAAACCGAGCAGUCCUGGGAGACAAGACAACGAACGCCAAGUCCAGAGGACCUCAGACUGUUAAUGCCAAGAGCGCAAUCAAAGAUAUUGGCGGCACAAAGAACCAAGCGCCUACUACUAUCAAGCCAAAGCAGAAACAGCCGCAAGCCGAGACCCAGAAACUACAGGUCCAUGCAGAGGAGGAUUCUCCCUGGUGGGAGGGCUUGGAACCGGAAUACUGCCCGCCUCCAGCAGUACCACUUUCUGACGACGAUGACCUCUUAUCGGAGAUCCUCUCUUCCAAACCCUUGUCACAGCAGUCAGAAGGAGCCUGGGGUUUCUCCGACGAUUAUAGUCUUCGCCCUUACGAAGCACUAGAGAUGCCAGGGAAGCGGCUCGACGCUCAAUUAGAGGAACUCGAUAGAGGGCACCAAGAGCUUAGCGAUAGCUUAUUGUUCCCUGCCAUUCAGCAUGAGCUCGAAAAUGCCACGAGCAAGAAGCCAAAAGCAACCUCAGCUGCUCCUCUCAAGGCCAAGAGUACACAAAUCAAGCCUGCCCCGCGCAAGCCUAUGUCAACAGUAACUUCAAAGAACGCCGCUAAGGCUCUUUCCAUGGAUGAUACGACAAAAUCCAUGCAGCGCAGAAUGGUCAAGCCAGCAGCCGUUCCUUCUGCAAGAAAAAAGAGACCCUCCUUUGCCAUUCCCCGAUUUGCGGCACCAAGGCCCGCUGUGCCUCAGCCGCCCGCCACAAGGCGAACACCAAUGGCGAAUGUCGAGGCCAACUCCAGGACAACGCUGGGAUACAACAAGGGCCGUGCUGCCGCAUCAGCACUGGCUCCAGCUACGGCCAAGCCUGCAGUCAAACGAGCACAGGGCUUGUCUCAACCAAAGACUGCUGGCCUUCGCCGCCCAGCAGCCACCGUAUCCAACGACCCGGACAGGACGAUCACCCCAGCACGGUUUGCAAGCAAGCAAACAUCCACUGCUGACGAAGAUCAACUAUGGAAAGAGCGUGUUCCAUUCCUGUCAAUCUUCCAUCCAGAAGAUGAGAGUGAUUGUGAUUUGGCCGGCAGCCCCCCACCCGAGCUGGACGACGACGAGUUCGAGAUGGGGUUUCCGGAGUAA